Messenger RNA from Meloidogyne enterolobii, 378 nucleotides. NCBI's taxonomy places the organism in Eukaryota, Metazoa, Nematoda, Chromadorea, Rhabditida, Meloidogynidae. The record is from the annotation of a GenBank genome assembly.
AUGGCAAACAACGAGGACGAACUUUCGUUUGGAAGUGAUGAUCAUGAUCCAACAUUAAAUGGGGCAGGAGCUACCGGUUCAAUUUCUGUGGCUAUGUCAGAGGACAAUGAUUUUGAAGACAUUAAUGAAAAACUGCGGCAGAUUGAACAAGAAGCAGAAAAGAUUCGUGCAAUGCAAAGUGAAGUUGAAAAGCAGUUCCAAGGAUCGAACAAUGGCAGUCCAGGUGUAGCGCCGAGUCUGUCAGUUGAGGAUAAAAUGUUAAUCGAUGGACGGUCUAUUUAUGUGGGAAAUGUGAGUUUAAUAAAACUUUACGGUAAUCUUCAGCUUUACUGGUCCCUAGAAAAAAAUCAACAAGAAAUUCGUUUUCAACAUUUUUAA